ACUCUUUCUGAGGUUGAAUUAGUUUGACUUUCGCUGCGAAUUGUAUCUUUGAUCUACCUAAAGAAACAGAGAGUUUUUUUCGGAGGAAGAAGAAACAGAGAGAAGUGAUGACGUCGGGGACGAGAAUGCCGACAUGGAGGGAGAGAGAGAACAACAAGAGAAGAGAGAGACGACGUAGAGCAAUCGCAGCUAAGAUCUUCACCGGAUUAAGAAUGUACGGUAACUACGAGCUGCCGAAGCAUUGCGACAACAACGAAGUACUUAAAGCACUCUGCAACGAAGCUGGUUGGAUCGUCGAACCUGAUGGAACUACUUACCGUAAGGGAUGUAGUAGACCUGUAGAGCGUAUGGAGAUAGGUGGCGGUUCAGCAACCGCUAGUCCUUGCUCCUCCUAUCAGCCAAGUCCGUGUGCUUCUUAUAAUCCUAGUCCAGGCUCCUCCAACUUCAUGAGUCCUGCUUCAUCCUCAUUUGCUAAUCUUACCUCUGGAGAUGGCCAAUCACUAAUCCCGUGGCUGAAACACCUCUCAACAACAUCAUCCUCAUCAGCUUCUUCGUCAUCAAGACUCCCUAAUUACCUCUACAUCCCUGGAGGCUCCAUAAGCGCUCCUGUAACUCCUCCUUUAAGCUCUCCAACAGCUCGUACCCCGAGAAUGAACGCUGAUUGGCAACAACUCAACAACUCCUUCUUUGUCUCCUCAACACCGCCAAGUCCCACGCGACAAAUCAUCCCUGACUCUGAAUGGUUCUCAGGGAUUCAACUAGCACAAAGUGUUCCAGCUUCACCAACGUUUAGCCUCGUCUCACAAAACCCAUUCGGAUUCAAAGAAGAAGCAGCCUCUGCUGCUGGAGGCGGAGGCGGAUCAAGGAUGUGGACACCAGGUCAAAGCGGAACUUGCUCACCGGCUAUUCCACCUGGUGCUGACCAGACAGCAGAUGUUCCAAUGUCUGAAGCCGUGGCUCCUCCAGAGUUUGCGUUCGGGAGUAACACGAACGGGUUAGUGAAAGCAUGGGAAGGAGAGAGGAUACACGAGGAGAGUGGUUCAGAUGAUCUUGAGCUCACUCUUGGAAACUCAAGCACCAGGAAGGUGGAUGACGAUAGUGUAUCCAUAUUCGCUCUAAUCAUCACAUGGAAGACAACACAAAGCUUAGAUUGCAAUGUCUUAGCAGAUAACACCGAUGCUGGUUACAAGAACACAUCAAAGUGUAACAUUUACCAAGGACGUUGGAUUUAUGACAAUUCUUCUAAUCCGCUUUAUGGAACAUCGACUUGCCCGUUCAUCGGAUUGGAUUGCCAGAAGUUUGGUCGGCCGGACAAGAACUACCUCCAUUACCGAUGGCAACCCACCGGAUGCGACAUCCCAAGAUUCGACGGACGAGAUUUCUUAAAAAGAUUCAAAGGGAAAAAAAUACUGUUUGUUGGAGAUUCACUAAGCAACAAUAUGUGGGUGUCUCUAAGUUGCAUGCUUCACGCUGCCGUUCCUAACGCUAAGUAUACCUUCCAACUCAACAAACGCCUCUCUACUUUCACCAUUCCGGAAUAUGGAAUAUCAGUAAAUUUCCUGAAAAAUGGGUUCCUGGUGGAUUUAGUAGCGGACAAAACAAGAGGGUUGAUUCUGAAACUAGAUUCGAUCAGUUCCGGAAAUCAAUGGUUGGGAUCAGAUGUCGCCAUCUUUAACACAUUCCACUGGUGGUCUCACACCGGUCGUGCCAAAACAUGGGAUUAUUUUCAAACGGGAGACCAAAUAGUGAAGGAGAUGAAUAGAAUGGAAGCUUUCAAGAUUGCUUUGACAACUUGGGCUAAGUGGAUUGAUCGUAACAUUGAUCCUUCAAAAACUAGGGUUUUCUAUCAAGGCGUUUCUCCCGUUCACUUCAUUGGUGGUGAAUGGGGUAAACCGGGGAAGACUUGCUUGGGUGAGACGGUACCAGUGGAAGGACCAAGUUACUCCGGACGACCUAAUGAAGGUGAAGCUAUAGUGCGAAGUGUGAUCGGAGGGAUGGCUAAACCGGUGGAGCUCCUUGAUGUGACGGAUAUGACGGAGAUGAGGAAGGACGGUCACCCUUCAAUCUAUGCCGGUGGAGGCAAUCGCUUAAAUGACUGCAGCCAUUGGUGCCUCCCUGGAGUCCCAGACGCAUGGAACCAGCUCCUUUAUACGGCUCUUCUCGGCCACUAGUUUUGCUUGGAGUCAAGUUAAAAUUAUAGAAUUACGGCCCCAGAUGUUUUGGUACCAAAAAAAGUUUGAAUUUAUAAUUUAAGAUAAUUAAGCAACUUUUCCCAUAGAUAAUUUUUAUGUUUCUAGUUUCAGUCUUGCUUUAUUCCCUUUUUUAUGUGCGUUUUGGAUAAAACGUUUUCUUGCUU
Messenger RNA from Arabidopsis arenosa, 2356 nucleotides. Lineage: Eukaryota; Viridiplantae; Streptophyta; Magnoliopsida; Brassicales; Brassicaceae. The record is from the annotation of a GenBank genome assembly.